UUCGGUUAUCAUGUCGCUGAGGCAGCGCCUGGCUCGGCUGGCGAGCUGUCUGCAGGAUCCGCAGAAAGUGGCCCGUUUCCAGCAGCUGUGCGGGGUGGAAGCGCUGCCAAGCGGCUCCGCCGCAGCCGCCGCUGACCGGAGGGAGGAUGACGAAAAGGCGGAGGCACCAUUAACGGGAGACUCCCGGCGGCGAGGGCGACAGCCAGGGGCAUCCGGUGGCUCCCAGCCGCCCGGGAGCGACCUCAAUCAGUGCCCAGCCAAGCUGGGCGGCGGCGGCGGCGCCCCCAACGGCGUGCGGAACGGGUUGGCGGCAGAGCUGGGCCCGGCUCUGCCGCGGCGCGUGGGCACUCUGCGCCGCAACUCGCUGACGGGCGAGGAGGGCAAGCUGGCUCCAGUGAGCAACUGGCCGCUCUACUACCUUUUCAGCUUCGGCACGGAGCUGGGCAACGAACUCUUUUACGUGACUUUCUUCCCCUUCUGGAUCUGGAACCUGGACCCCCUGGUGGGCCGGAGACUCGUGAUCAUCUGGGUGCUGGUCAUGUACCUGGGCCAGUGCACCAAGGACAUCAUCCGUUGGCCUCGGCCUGCCUCGCCGCCGGUGGUCAAGUUGGAGGUCUUCUACAACUCUGAAUACAGCAUGCCCUCUACCCAUGCCAUGUCCGGCACCGCCAUCCCCAUUUCCAUGGUCCUUCUCACCUAUGGCCGCUGGCAGUAUCCUCUUAUAUAUGGACUGAUUCUUAUUCCCUGCUGGUGUUCUCUGGUUUCCCUAAGUAGAAUUUACAUGGGAAUGCACUCCAUUCUGGAUAUUAUUGCUGGAUUCCUGUAUACCAUUUUAAUCUUAGCUGUCUUCUAUCCAUUUGUGGACCUGAUUGACAACUUCAACCAAACUCACACAUACGCUCCAUUAGUAAUCAUUGGGCUUCAUUUAGCCUUGGGGAUUUUUUCUUUCACCCUUGACACCUGGAGUACAUCCAGAGGAGACACAGCUGAGAUUCUAGGAAGUGGUGCUGGCAUUGCAUGUGGAUCUCAUGUUUCUUAUAACAUGGGUCUAAUAUUAGAUCCUUCUCUAGAUUUACUGCCUUUAACUAGGCCCCCCAUGACUGUGACUCUGUUUGGAAAAGCCAUUUUGCGGAUCCUCAUAGGGAUGACAUUUAUAAUAAUAGUCAGACAUGUAAUGAAAAAGAUCACCAUUCCCUUAGCCUGUAAAGUCUUCAGUAUACCAUGUGAUGAUGUUCGAAAAGCAAGGCAGCACAUGGAAGUUGAACUUCCUUAUCGGUAUAUUACCUAUGGAAUGGUUGGCUUCUCUAUCACAUGUUUGGCUCCUUACAUAUUUUUCUUUAUCGGUAUCUCUUGAUUGAGAAAUACUGUUUAUGAUAAGAAAGAAGGCUGUCAGUUACUGAUAUCUGAAAUAUAUUCUAGGACAAAGCCAGAUCAGAGUUAGGCUUUUUCAGGAAUUUAGCUUAAAUGAUUAUUUAAGUAAAUUCAUAAGAAUUGUUGUGCAUUUUAUCAUUGCACAUCCAGAUAUUGUUUUAGCAGAGCUGAGCUAUGUCAAUACUGAAAAAAGUAAGUAUCCAUUUAGAAUGUUCAUGUAAUGUUUGGGGAGUUUUAGUGCUGUUAUGGACUCAAGAUAUAUAUAAUAUAUAUUAAGGUACAUAAUAUGCAUUAUAUAUCUAAUAUAUUUUAUAUAUAAAAUAUACUUAAGUUUUUUUAAAACUGGGGGGUCUAUUAUAAAAUCAGUAAUAAUAUGCAAACAGUUGUGCCUGUGUAUUUGGACUUAAUACAGGUAUAUUGUUAUUAACAGAUAUACUAAACAUUUAUUUACUGUGGGAGCCAUUUCCUAACUGAAUUCCAAAAUUACUAAACCAGAAUUCAUAUGCUACUACAUAUUAGUUUACUGUCUCUUUUUACACUGCCAUCACCUUUCAUGUUAUCCAUGAUGUUGAACAUGGGAGGCAUUUUUAAUGGACCAAAUUUUCAGAAAAGUUAAUUUUUGGAUUCCUUAAUUGUUUUCAGUUCUGUGUACUAUGUUGAAUGUAUUUUAUUUGCACCUGUUCUGGACAGUAGUUUAAUAAUUCAGGUACUGAAUUUUAUUGCUUGCUAAUUGUGCCUUUCUGUUGCUAAAUUGAGAAAUGCCAUGUAUACUGUGAUAAAAUACAAACUUAACCUACAUGUAAUCAGGCAAAUAUUUUUAAAAUAUAUUUCAAGCUAACAGGGAUAGAAGUAAACAAUCCUUAGCUAUUUA
Messenger RNA from Orycteropus afer afer, 2242 nucleotides. RefSeq names its product sphingosine-1-phosphate phosphatase 1 (gene SGPP1). Gene Ontology annotation, biological process: sphingosine metabolic process; phospholipid dephosphorylation. Gene Ontology annotation, molecular function: sphingosine-1-phosphate phosphatase activity. Gene Ontology annotation, cellular component: endoplasmic reticulum membrane. The record is from RefSeq and is a predicted model, not a curated record. Lineage: Eukaryota; Metazoa; Chordata; Mammalia; Tubulidentata; Orycteropodidae.